AUGUCCCCCACCUCCCCUGGACAACGAGUGGACAACACCUCAGGGAUUCAGCAUCACCUGGUGAGGCGGAGAUGUAACGCUUCCAAAGAUGAGAUCAUCGAGCCGACAAACGAGGAGUACAAGCGAGCGAUCCGCUCACCUCCCAAGGUGUUUGUGGAGCUGAAGGAGCUGGUGAUGGACCGGGACCAGGAGGUGCAGUGGAGGGAGAUGGCUCAGUGGAUACACUCUGAGGAGCAAGGACAGGAGGAGAACUGGACCAGGACCCGCUUCACUUCACUGUCCUUCUGCUCCCUGCUGGAGCUACGAGAAACCAUCUGCCAUGGUUCCGUUAUUCUGGACCUGCAGCAGAACUCUCUGCCUGGUAUUGCUCAGCAGGUCGUGGAGCAGCUGCUGAUUUCAGAUCAGAUCAAACAUGAAGAUCGAGACAAAGUGCUGAGAGCUCUGCUGGUGCCACACAGUCACCCCAGUGAUCAGAAGGAUCCCAGCUGGUUCAGCAGGAACAUCUCUGCAGCCAACAUGGCUUCCCUCAUAGACAGAGGAAUCAGCCAAUCAGAGCUUCCCCCCAGCCUGACCAAUGACAGGGAGGCUGCCGUGGAGAGAAAACAGACAGAGGUCCCAUCACUCUGUCAUGUCAGAUCCAAACAAAAGAUCUCCGGGCAAGCUGAGGCCACCAUCAUUCUUGUGGGCUGCAUGGGGUUCCUGGACCAGACCUGCAUGGCUUUUGUGCGUCUGCAGAAGGCGGUCCUGUUGGAGUCUGUGAUGGAGGUUCCCAUCCCUGUCCGGUUCCUGUUCCUCCUGCUGGGCCCUCCCACCUCCAACGACUAUAACCAGAUCGGGCGUUCGAUCUCCACGCUCAUGUCAGACCAGAACUUCUAUGAGGCAGCAUACCGAGCAGAGGAUCGCCAGGAGCUUCUGACAGCUAUAAACCAUUUCCUGGACUGCAGCAUCAUCCUUCCCCCCUCUGAAGUCAGCGGUGAUGACUGGCUUCAGUCCGUCCCUCACGUUCAAACAGAAACACUUCAAAAAGAAGAGAAGAAGGAGAACAAGCAGCUUCAGGAUGAAGGACCCAGUGUUCAGCAGGACCAAGAUUCUUUAGUUCUUUCCAAGUCUGGUGGGGAUCCUCUGAAGCGUUCAGGUCGUCUGUUUGGAGGUCUGAUCAAAGACGUGACGCAGCGCUACCCACAGUACCUCAGCGACAUCCGAGAUGCUCUGAACCCUCAGUGUAUGGCCGCCGUAAUUUUUAUUUACUUUGCUGCUCUGUCUCCUGCCAUCACCUUCGGUGGACUCCUCGGAGAGAAAACGGAGGGUCUGAUUGGUGUGUCGGAGCUAAUGGUUGCCACAGCGAUGCAGGGAAUAGUGUUCAGCAUAUUGGGAGCGCAACCUCUGCUCAUCAUUGGGUUCUCUGGACCACUGCUGAUCUUUGAAGAAGCCUUCUUUACUUUCUGUAAAGACCACGGGAUUGAGUACCUGACUGGUCGGGUUUGGAUUGGCUUCUGGUUGGUGCUCAUUGCCAUCAUCACAGUGGCUUUGGAGGGGAGCAUCCUGGUUCGUUUUGUUUCACGCUUCACUCAGGAAAUCUUCUCCUUCCUCAUCUCCCUCAUCUUCAUCUACGAGACCUUUGCCAAACUAGUCAAGAUCUUUAAGGAGCAUCCAGUUCAAAACUAUCACCAUAGAAACCACACAGGACCUUCAUCUUUUUCCAACUACACCAUAAUCCCAGCAAGUCCUGGAGAAGUUGUUGGAGAACCCAACACGGCGCUGCUGUCACUGGUCCUCAUGGCGGGAACAUAUUUCAUUGCUUUCUACCUGCGGAAGUUCAAGAACAGUUCUUUCUUUCCAGGACGGAUCCGGAGGAUCAUCGGAGACUUUGGUGUUCCCAUCGCCAUCCUCAUCAUGGUUCUGGUGGACUACAGUAUGAAAGACACCUACACCCAGAAACUCAACGUGCCCAGUGGAUUCUCGGUGUCCAGUCCGGACAAACGAGGUUGGCUGGUUUCUCCUCUGGGUUUUGAUGGACAGUUCCCAGUUUGGAUGAUGGGAGCCAGCAUCCUACCAGCCAUCCUGGUCUUCAUCCUCAUCUUCAUGGAGUCCCAGAUCACAGCGCUUAUCGUCAGUAAGAAAGAGAGGAAGCUGCUGAAGGGAACUGGGUUCCACUUAGACCUACUCAUCAUCGUGGUGGUGGGCGGAGUCUCUGCUCUGUUUGGUCUGCCAUGGUUAUCGGCUGCCACGGUCCGGUCCGUCACCCACACCAACGCUCUAACUGUUCUGAGUAAAUCUGUUGUCCCAGAUGAAAAACCUCAUGUUCAGGAGGUCAAGGAGCAGAGGGUCACAGGGUUUUUGGUGGCCGUUUUAGUGGGUCUGUCCAUUGUAAUGGGAGAGGUUCUGUGUCAGGUCCCUCUAGCUGUUCUGUUUGGGAUCUUUCUCUACAUGGGUGUCAUGUCCCUGAACGGGAUCCAGCUGACAGAUCGCCUCAUCCUGCUGCUCAUGCCCCCAAAGUACCACCCAAACCACAACUUCAUCCGUAAGGUGAGGACAUUAAGGAUGCAUCUGUUCACGCUGGUCCAGCUGAUAUGUCUGUCUCUGCUGUGGGUUGUUAUGGCGACAGCUGUGGCACUGGCCUUUCCCUUUAUGUUGCUGCUGACCAUCCCUCUCAGGAUACUGCUGUUGCCCCGCAUCUUCAGUCGCCGUGAGCUGCAGAGCCUGGAUGCUGACGAUGCAGAGCCUCUUCUGGAGGAGAAGGAGGGUGAGGACAAGUAUUCUCAGCCACAGAUGUCUGUGUGA
Molecule: messenger RNA, 2781 nt
Organism: Nematolebias whitei (Rio pearlfish)
Lineage: Eukaryota; Metazoa; Chordata; Actinopteri; Cyprinodontiformes; Rivulidae
Gene: slc4a2a
Product: solute carrier family 4 member 2a
Exons: 18
Coding region: 1-2781 (926 amino acids)
Biological process (GO): monoatomic anion transport; transmembrane transport; regulation of intracellular pH
Cellular component (GO): apical plasma membrane; basolateral plasma membrane; plasma membrane
Molecular function (GO): monoatomic anion transmembrane transporter activity; solute:inorganic anion antiporter activity
Source: RefSeq, a predicted model, not a curated record